UCUUAUUGUUACUCACCGUUUCGUAUGGUUUAAAAAAAGGUUAAAUUGUUAUUAAUGAGAUGGUUAAAUUAAGAGAAGAGAUGGUAGAUAAAAUAAUUAGCAGGGCAAGCAACCGUUUGGCUUGUCGUUGGGAGCCUCGAACUCGUUUUUCUCCGGACUAGAAUUGAGAGCCGGUCCGGUCUUUGGCGUAGAUUCCAGGGUCUCCUUCGUUCCCUCUCUUUCUCUUUCUCCAUCUGCCUGUCUAUUAGCCGACAUGGAUCGAAGGAAGCAUUGGGGAUUUUUCUCUAUCUCUAGCUUUCUCUUUGGGGCAAAUGCCAAGAUGCUGUGAGUGAAGGUUGGCCAUGUUGAUUUCCUGGGACACUUCAACUUCAGGUGAACUACGGUAUUGACAGUAUUACUGGGUGGUAUUGCCAUUGAGGUGCCCAGCAAAUUGCAAUUUCUGACAGCAAGCCUGCUGGUUUGAUCGCUAUCAAAGAAUCAGGGAUCUAGACGAGAAGUUGGCUGGAUGCAUUGCUGGAGUCCACUUUGCAGAGCAUCGCAGAACUGCUGUCACUGGAUGACUUUAAGACUUAUUGAUAUUGACUUCUCACGUACAUGAUUCAUUCUAGUUUUAUAUGCAUUCAUUUCCCAAGAAGUUUGUUCUCAUGGAAUACAAGAUCUAAAAGAUUGUUGGACAUUUAGUCUUGCAAAAGAUGAAGAAGUGGUCUGGGUGUGUCAUAUUAGUGUUUUUAUUUACAUUGCUGAUUUUGAGGUAUGGGAUAAUGGAAAAUCCAUUGGCAGAAACAUCACUUUAUAAUCCCUUUUCUCGCAAUUCAUCUGACCAUCAACAGUGGCUGAUUCUCAGAGAUACACCUGCAGUUCAAAAUCCAGAAAGUGGGUCACAAGUAGUCCCUGCUGAUACAUUGGUCUCCAAUCUUUUUAUGCCAAGAAAUCUUUCUGAUGGGGAGCUACGAGCUCUGCAGACUUGGUACCAUUUGCACCACUUAAUCAGUCAAGCAGAGGGUUUGCCUCAUGCAGUUGAGGCUAUCAAGGAAGCUGGAACUGCAUGGGAAAGCCUUAUGGUCUCGGUUGAAGAUGAAAGACUGAUUAAUUCUGGAAAUGUCAGUGCACACCAGAAAGUAAAAGAGAAGCAGUGCCCAUAUUCUAUUAGAAGAAUGAAUGCUUCAGAAUUUGGUGAUGGCAUUUUUAAGUUGAAGAUUCCUUGUGGACUGGUUCAGGGUUCUUCCAUUACUUUUAUUGGCACUCCUGGUGGCCUUCUGGGUAAUUUUCGUAUCGAUUUAACAGCAACAGCACUUCCUGGAGAACCAGAUCCUCCAAUUAUUUUGCAUUACAAUGUUCGUUUGCAUGGUGAUAAAAUUACCGAGGAUCCAGUAAUUGUCCAAAAUACGUGGACUGUAGCUCAUGAUUGGGGUGCAGAGGAGCGUUGUCCUUCUCCAGAUCAUGAUGAUGAUAAGAAAGUGGAUGACUUGGAGAAGUGUAGUGCAAUGGUGGGUAAAGAUGACAAAAGAAUCUUUGCAUCUAGGCAUUCCAAUGCUUCAAGACAGCCUUCUACCACAAAAGAGGGUGCAAAACGUAGAAGAUAUUUUCCAUUUAAACAAGGAUAUCUUGCUAUAGCUACUCUUCGAGUGGGAGAGGAGGGAAUCCAAAUGACAGUGGAUGGGAAGCAUAUAACAUCCUUUGCUUACCGAGAAAGCUUGGAGCCAUGGCUUGUAAGUGAAGCAAGGAUUUCAGGAGACAUUAAUUUGAUUUCUGUCCUAGCCAGCGGCUUACCCACAUCAGAAGAUUUAGAUCAUGUAAUGGACUUGGAAAUGCUGAAGUCGCCACCUAUGCCCAUUCAUAAAGCUGUGGAUCUUUUUAUUGGUAUCUUUUCCACAGCAAACAAUUUCAAGCGUAGGAUGGCUGUUCGAAGGACAUGGAUGCAAUAUGAUGCUGUGAAGUCCGGUGCAGUUGCAGUGCGGUUUUUUGUUGGCUUACAUAAAAACCAAAUGGUGAAUGAGGAACUUUGGAAUGAGGAGCAAGCCUAUGGAGAUAUCCAGUUAAUGCCAUUUGUUGAUUAUUAUAGUCUGAUUACCUGGAAAACCAUUGCCAUUUGCAUCUACGGGACUGAAGUUGUAUCUGCCAAGUAUGUAAUGAAAACAGAUGAUGAUGCUUUUGUCCGUGUAGAUGAGGUGCUUUCUUCUUUAAAUAGUAUAAAUGUCACACGUGGGCUAUUAUAUGGAAGGAUCAACUCUGCUUCUCAACCUCACCGAAAUGUUGACAGCAAAUGGUAUAUAAGCCAUGAGGAAUGGCCUGAAAACAAAUAUCCUCCUUGGGCACAUGGGCCAGGUUAUGUUGUGUCACAAGACAUUGCAAAGGCAGUUUACAAGCAGCACAAAAGGGGUCGAUUAAAGAUGUUCAAAUUGGAGGAUGUGGCAAUGGGCAUAUGGAUAGAUGAGAUGAAGAAGCAAGGGUUGGAUGUUAAAUAUAUGAAGGAGGAUCGGGUCUAUAAUGAAGGGUGCGAGGCUGGUUAUGUGGUUGCCCAUUAUCAGGAGCCUCGGGAGAUGCUAUGCCUAUGGGGAAAGCUCCAGGAGACACAUCGGGCAACAUGUUGUGGAGAAUGAUGUGUGUCGAGGAUGUUUUUGUGCUUGCAUGAGAACAGUUUUUUUCUUCUAUGGCAUGCCACUUCUUAUGCUUACUGAGAAUUAGAGAGGAGGAUUUUACCAAGGGUGCAAGAAGAGAACCGACCAGAGGUUUUGGUUUACUACGGAUUGGUAUGUAGAGUAUUGGCCGAGAUUCUGAUAUGGUAGCUACGGAGUCCUUCAUUGGUGGCAAUUUUAGGUAGAUACAACUGACUUGUUGACAAGCGUUCUGGAUUAUGUUAGGAUUAAGACUUCCCUUCUGUACCAUAUCCUGGGGAGGUCUACCAUAUUGUUCGCAGAGUUCACAUUAUGACAGGUGGAGAGGGUAUAUGAUUGUAAAGAUUUUUAUGUAGAGCAAUCUAAUUCAUUUCAUUCCUACAAAA
Elaeis guineensis (African oil palm) is the source of this 3001-nucleotide messenger RNA. Its product is annotated as beta-1,3-galactosyltransferase GALT1. Gene Ontology annotation, cellular component: Golgi membrane. NCBI's taxonomy places the organism in Eukaryota, Viridiplantae, Streptophyta, Magnoliopsida, Arecales, Arecaceae. The record is from RefSeq and is a predicted model, not a curated record. Gene Ontology annotation, molecular function: carbohydrate binding; galactosyltransferase activity.